AUGUCCUCCCCGUCCUCGUUAGGCCUCUUCCCCUCGGGGCCCACAUCGCCCAACGCGUUUACCCUUUUCCAUCAGUCACCGCGCGAGACGCACGAUAUGUACGCCGCGUUGACGGCGACAACGUCGUCGUCGUCGCCGCCGUCUGACGGACGCGCGCGGUCGUCUUCCUCGUCCUCGACCCUGACCAAAUUGUGGCGAGGGCGUAAUAAGGGGUCGAAGGCUUAA
Messenger RNA from Schizophyllum commune H4-8, 225 nucleotides. RefSeq lists its product as uncharacterized. The record is from RefSeq and is a predicted model, not a curated record. The coding region runs from base 1 to 225 and encodes 74 amino acids. The transcript has a single exon. NCBI's taxonomy places the organism in Eukaryota, Fungi, Basidiomycota, Agaricomycetes, Agaricales, Schizophyllaceae.